Linderina pennispora is the source of this 751-nucleotide messenger RNA. RefSeq lists its product as uncharacterized. Gene Ontology annotation, molecular function: phosphatase activity. The record is from RefSeq and is a predicted model, not a curated record. Bases 313 to 708 code for a protein of 131 amino acids. Gene Ontology annotation, cellular component: cytoplasm. The transcript is spliced from 3 exons. NCBI's taxonomy places the organism in Eukaryota, Fungi, Kickxellomycota, Kickxellomycetes, Kickxellales, Kickxellaceae.
CUGAGGUGUACGCCAACGACCCGCGCAACCCGAAGUAUGCCGAAAUUCAGGCCAGGAAGCACAAGGCCGAGGGCCACUAAAUUUUUGCGACGCCGCAGAGGUUUGUCUUUAAGUGUUUCUCUGUGCUUGAAUACAUCUUGUCCGUUUCGCUGCAGAGGGGGUUUUAGUUUUUUCUUAGUUGAACACCAUAGUCAGGCGAACAAUAGCCACUGAGGGUAUAGCAUUUAGGUGUGCACGGGGGACGCUGUAUAUAGACUAUCCUUUUUUCUUUCUCUCUAACAGCUCUCGUUUGUACAGUGUUUUUGUGACUAAAUGACACCAGAGGAGGAACGGCAAAUAAAGGCAGCCAAGCGCAAGAGCCAGCUGAUCGUCCCACCGCUAAACUUUGCAAUGAUCGCACCGGGAGUGUACCGAUCGGGGUUCCCGAAUCCCAAAUCGCAGCCCGACAACGACAUCAAAUUCAGGCACUUUUGCGUGACAGCAAACAAGGAGCCGUUCGAGGAAAUGGACCACGCAAUGGUGAGCGAGAUCCUGGCAGUUAUUCUGGACACGCGUAACCACCCGUUGCUGAUUCACUGCAACCGCGGGAUCCGCCGAGUCGGGUGUGUUGUUGGGUGCGUGCGCAAGCUGCAGGGGAGUUCAUUGAAGGUGUUCCAGACACCGGUGCACGUCGACCCGCAGUACAGACCACAGUGGCUGCUCAUAUAGAGGAAAGCAAAAAAGAGGGAGUAAUAAAAAAACAUACAAGACA